AUGUUUCGACGUUGUCUGAUGUUGACAGCUCGUUGUCAUGCUUCAUUGCAUAGAAAUAUACACACAUCUGCCGUUAGAUGUCGUCCUAUGAUACCUAUAGUGAUUGAAUCAUCAGGUCGUGGUGAACGAGCUUAUGAUAUUUACUCAAGGUUACUGAAAGAAAGGAUAAUCUGUGUUAUGGGGCCAAUUAAUGAUGAUUUGUCAAGUCUUGUUGUUGCCCAGUUACUCUUCCUCCAGUCUGAGAGCAGCAAGAAAGCCAUUCACAUGUAUAUCAAUAGUCCUGGUGGUUCUGUGACCGCUGGUCUUGGAAUCUAUGACACAAUGCAAUAUGUGCAGCCUCCUGUUGCCACUUGGUGUGUGGGCCAAGCAUGCAGCAUGGCCUCUUUGCUUCUGUGUGCUGGAACCUCAGGCAUGAGACACUCACUUCCAAAUUCAAGAAUCAUGAUUCACCAACCAUCUGGACAAGUUGGGGGUCAAGCAACAGAUAUCAUGAUUCAUGCAGAGGAAAUUAUUAAAUUAAAAAAACAGAUCAACUCCCUCUACAUGAAACAUACUGGUCAAAGCCUGGAAAGUAUUGAACAAAAGAUGGAACGAGAUUUGUUCAUGAGCCCCAGUGAUGCCCAUGAUUUUGGGUUGAUUGACACUAUUUUGGAACACCCUCCGACCUUUCAGCUUUUUGAAAAAGAAGUGUCAUCUGCUAAACUUGAACUGGUGAACUUGUCUAAGAAGGAUGCUCGUCGUUUUGCACAUAUUAUUCGUGGGGCUGUUGAAGAUGUUUGUUGCGGAAUUCGAGAGGAGAAUUUUGCUUUAAUUAAGCAGCACUGGCAUUUCAAUUUGCACCUGGUUUUGUUUCUUAAACUCUUCUGUCAGGAAAAGUUGCAGGACACAACUGAGGAAUUCUAUCAGGAUGCACCUUGCAAAGAUGAUAUGUUGAUUAUUAUGGCACCUCUUCCACAUAUAUCUACUGCUUUUUACUUUGAACUCUUAAAGUCCUGUGGCUGGCAAUUGCUUUUUUCAGCGUGUCUACCUAUGCUUGAGCCAGAAGAAAUCCAAAAAUUGAUGGUACAUGCCAUUAAACAUUGUCAGGAACAACCCCAGUCAACAGAGGACUUGUUCCUUCUGACAGCACUGAUUAAAAUUAUUAAUGAAUCCUGCCUUCCUGAUGAAAUCCAGGAGUUUUGGUCGAAGCAUAGACAAGCUGGAACUUUAAUUGAUGCUAGUGGCCCACAUAUCAGUUUAAGCAAUGUUCGUAACAUGCUUUCUGAUCACAAUCAAAUAUUAUUGGACCUCCUGAACGGUGUGGAGCAGUUUCUGACUUGCAUCAAUGAAGAGGCGGAAAAUAGGAGUUCUUUAUUUUGGGAAUUGGAAGAAGCAAAAAAUAGUGAUUCUUUAUUUCAGAAUAUCUAUGAGCUGUCCAAUUUUGAUGACAUCUAUUUUGACUUGACAUUCUUGGGAAUUGCACUUUAUGGAGAUUCUUUUAAGACUUCAAUUACUCUAGAAGAUCUCCUUACAGAUAAACAGUUAUACAAUUUGGAGAAAGGAGAGUUGCUAAACUUGACUGAAGACCUGAAAAAGUGGCUGGACAAAAGUGACGACAUUGAAAGUUUGAAAAAUUUACAUGAAAAUGGGUCAAAAUACUCGGCAUUAAAAUGCAAACCAUAUCCGUUCAGAGUUGAGCAUUUGAAAACUUUGAAGUCGGAAUAUCCGAGGCGUAUCAUUUCCUGUUUGUAUCUUUACUUGAAGUGCCAGCCCUGUUUAGAUGAUGUCAAAACCUUGGAAGACCAGAAAUUGUUAUCUGCUAACAAAUUCAUCAGGCUUUGUUGUAUUCUGGUUGAGUAUCUGUCUGACAAUGAAGACUAUUCUGCAUAUGGAGACAUGAUUCCAGAAGGGGAUUUUUUUAUUGAUCAAUGUGAUUUCAUUUGUGAUUAUGAAAUAUAUGAUUAUUCUUUUGAUGACUAUCCAGAUAGAACAACUCCUAUGGAAGAUGAUUUACCUGUGGACAAAUUGGCUGAAAUACUGAAAGAUGAAAAUCUAUAUUCCUGGCAGGAUAGAAGCUAUUUAUCAAUUCUUGAGGAUCACCUGAGAGAACUAUCAGAUGCUGAUCUAUUUCGCUCUCUUUGGGAACGAGUUAAUUGGCUGUCCAAUUUUAGAGGGGAAGAAAAAGAGCUUACGAAAGAUUACCUCAAGAUUUUACUGGAUGCUUUUUCGUUGCUGGAUCCAUUACUACAAGAUUAUUUAAUCCGGGAUUUCUACCUUCCUAACAAAAUUGAUGUUGUUCGACCUUGGUGGAGAAAUGAUGGCUCUCAACAGCAAUUAUCUCUUUCUUUAAACAAAUUGACUGAGAGAAAUUUUUCAAAGAUCCCCAAUAUAAUAUCCCAUUAUGCAUUACUUGACCUUGACACAGUGUUAAGAACAUCAAUUUUCACAGCAGUUAAUAAUGCAUGUCAAGUGGAUGUCAUCGUUCAGCUGCUGAGGUUCUUGCCUGUUUCCUGUCAGAUUCCUUCCUCUAGUCACAACACAGACCAUGAAGAGAAAAAAGAUGUAAAAACUCUCUCGCUUUUGGGCACAGUGCUUGAGUCUGUGCUGAAUUCUGGCAAACUGGAUGAAAAUCAACAAAAUACCUUUCUUGAAUUGGUCACUCAACUGAUCAAACCAGUAUCUAUUGGAGUCCGAAAGCAAUUUGGGGUAACGAAACAUUUGUUGAUGGUUCCCGAAGUCUUUCAUUUCCAUAUUUUGCCUCGUCUCCAUUUGAACUUUCCACUUGAUGCCAACCAACCAAAUCCAUUUUUCAUUCUCCAACUUUUACUCAUUGUUCUUGAAAGUGAACAGAUUCAACAUUCAACUUGCAUUGAGGGGCUUCACUUGCAUGUUGUCAUCGUCCAAAUCUGUCAUGCUUUGAAUUCUUCAAUAGAAACCUGGAAAGAAGAUGGCAAAAAAGAAUAUUUUUGGAAAUUGAAGCCAUUGCUUAUUUCAGCUCUGGGUCUUCUACAAGAAAUCAUUUUGAAAAACCUUCCCGCUAAACCAGACAAAAUUUGUGAGUGGCUGAAUCACAAAAUGUCAGUUUUAGAUUGGACAGUGCGACUACGUGUGAGGAAACUCUUGUUUCUCAAACACCAAAAUUCUGAGCCUGAUCAACAGCUUAGUGAUAAAAUGGUCUUGUCUUUCUUGAAAACUCAUGGAAUCACACAGACAUGUGAUCUUCAACAAACCCUUCAUUUACUCCGACUUGCAAGUAUUGAUGAAGAACUUUGCACCAGCAUCAUGCACUGUUUGCCGCCUUAUGUUCUCUUCAGUCGUGAUUGUGUUAUUACAGCAUUUGCACAGCUUCUUCCAAAUUUCUUGCCUGCAGAAGGCUUGCUGGUCUGUCAGUUCCUGAUGCACCUUCUUGAAAACAAUCAGCUCAUUGUUCUGUUCCAAGCAAACUUUCUGCCUUCCAUUCCAUGCCUUGAUUUGUCUGUUUUAAAGAGUUACCUUGGCUUAUCCCAAUUGUUUUUGGAUGUGAUAGUUCUGCAGGUUGGGCUUGACACUGCUAUUCUACAGUAUGUCUUUGAUAAUGUCUUUAUUUUCACCAAGGAUGUUCUUUUGUCACCAGCUAUUCUCUCACAGUUGAGCCCGAUGUUGGCUUUGUUACUUAUCUACCAAAUAUUUUCAAUUAUGAACCUUCUCUUAAAAAUUGCCGAGCAUCUAAAUCCUGGCAAAAUCUUCUUGUUUCUUGUGGAGCUCAUUGCUAUUUUCAACCAACACUUUUCUAUGUUUCAUCCGGUUCCAAAGAAAAGGAAACAUGGGCUUACCAAAGAUGAAGAAUCAGAAAUACUUCGCUACCUCACUCCCUCUUUCUACUGUCAGGCGAAAUACACCAUUGAUAACCCACCUUUCUAUCCGUGCUUAACUCCCAUGAGAAUGUUCUCCCUCAUAUCUCCUUUUAUUUCUCUUCUGUACGUGAUUGUCUCUCCCCUUCUCUCUUAUUGCAUUUAA
Molecule: messenger RNA, 3975 nt
Organism: Acanthosepion pharaonis
Lineage: Eukaryota; Metazoa; Mollusca; Cephalopoda; Sepiida; Sepiidae
Source: the annotation of a GenBank genome assembly